AAAAAAUAAGCGAAUGGCCCAGAUUUGAAUCAAGCUGGAUCCCUACCCAUCACAAACAUGGGCACCCUUUGGAUCAUGCGGACAACAAGACCCAACCCGGUAUCAAAUCUAAACUUUACCGGAAAAAAAAGGUAAAAAUAAAUCUUGAGGGCUUGUAGCGGUCGGCAAUGGCGACGGAGUCCGACGGCGAGGAGGAUACGGCAGGGAAGCUAACGGGGAGCCGGCACCUGGACGUCGACGACGAUCUCCGGGAAAUGGCCAAGAAGGCCGCCUGGAGCGUCAGCUCCUGCAAGCCCGGCAAUGGCGUCCUCGCCCUCCGUGACGACAACCUCGACACCUACUGGCAAUCGGAUGGAGCUCAGCCCCAUUUGGUGAAUAUCCAGUUCCAGAAGAAGGUUAAGCUGCAACUUCUGGUUCUCUAUGUGGAUUUCAAUGUUGAUGAGAGCUACACGCCGAGCAAGAUCUCUAUUCGUGCUGGCGAUGGUUUCCACAACCUGAAGGAGAUAAAAACUGUGGAGCUCGUGAAGCCAGUUGGUUGGGUUCACAUACCUUUAUCUGGAACUGAUCCUCGUGAGACAUUUAUUCACACUUUCAUGCUCCAACUUGCGGUUUUGUCCAAUCACUUAAAUGGGAGGGACACACAUGUGCGCCAGAUCAAAAUAUAUGGGCCUCGUCCGAACCCUGUUCCCCAUCAACCAUUUCAUUUUAUUUCGAAGGAAUUCAUCACCUAUUCAACUCUUAGAUAGGAUCAAUGGUGACAAUAUUUUAAACAGGCAAAAAAUGGUGGCAAUAGCAAGCAUGAAGAAAUUCAUACAUCUUGGAAAGCAUUUGGAAUCCACAACUUUAAAAUGUGCAACCCACCAUUUUCUCCUAAGACUUGUAGUAAGUUUAUAUUUGACAUACAUUGGUGUAGUGAGUAGGAUAUUUACUGGUUUACCAAUUGUGCAUCAUUUUAUGGCUGGUAACAUGGACUCUAUUGUUGUUAUAUUAUGAAACAGCCUUAAAACCUGUAUGCUUUUAUUUUUAUGCAGUCUGUUAGCUUUGACAGAAUGCAAAAGCCUUGUAUA
This is a messenger RNA of Phoenix dactylifera (date palm), 1067 nucleotides long. It is a transcript of the gene APC10, whose product is annotated as anaphase promoting complex 10. The record is from RefSeq and is a predicted model, not a curated record. Gene Ontology annotation, biological process: protein K11-linked ubiquitination; anaphase-promoting complex-dependent catabolic process. Lineage: Eukaryota; Viridiplantae; Streptophyta; Magnoliopsida; Arecales; Arecaceae. Gene Ontology annotation, cellular component: anaphase-promoting complex.